Molecule: messenger RNA, 2701 nt
Organism: Coffea eugenioides
Lineage: Eukaryota; Viridiplantae; Streptophyta; Magnoliopsida; Gentianales; Rubiaceae
Product: probable WRKY transcription factor 53
Exons: 3
Coding region: 1262-2395 (377 amino acids)
Biological process (GO): regulation of DNA-templated transcription
Cellular component (GO): nucleus
Molecular function (GO): DNA-binding transcription factor activity; transcription cis-regulatory region binding
Source: RefSeq, a predicted model, not a curated record
UUUGUAUUUGGAGACCUGAUCAAACUUCAAAUACAUGCACAGCGAGACAAAAAGGGUCCAACAACCAACAAAAAAAAAAAAAAAAAAAAAAAAGAAGAAAAGAAAAAAAAGGCUCAAGCUGUCAACCUCAACGUAAGCCCGGGGGAUCGAGUCUUACGCCAAUUGCGCGUCAUCGCCCUCAAUCCUUCUUUACUCAGGAGUUGCUAACUAAAUGUGUUGGUUUGUGGCAUAAAUAAUAUGGUAAUGGUACCAGCAGAAGCAGCAGUAACGCGGAAAUCAAAUUGAAAAUUCUCAGUCGUCCCCUCCGAAACACUCCCCUUCUUUCGUUUCUUCCUCCUGGUCUUCGGCUCGCUACUUCCCGGUUCCUACAAUUGAAGAAUCGUGGUAACUUUUACUCCUCAUCAUUGAAUCCAUCCUAAUUCAGUCCCACAAAGAAAUGAAUUAAGUGGAAGAAAAUGGGCACCGUACAAUAAGCAAUGGAGUACCACCACGAACAGCAAGUAGAAUGACACUCUAAUGCAUGUAUUAGAGCAUGCAUGUAUUUCAGGUUUUUGUUGAAUUAGUCAGCAAUUGGACUCCCCCAUAGAAUUUAUGCCCUUAUUAAAAGGCCUAAACCCAACAACACUUUCGCAAUUCUCACGGUUGACCAAAGACCGCUGUUUGAACGAAGAAAAAUCACUCGCUUUCCUCGGUCAAAUUUUCAAUUCUUCCAUUCUGCUUCUGUUAUACUACUCUACUCUUUUCCUCAAUUGCCUUCCUCUUCCAAAAAGCUCGUAUGUAUAUAUAUACAUAUAUAUGUAUAUAUAGAAUAAACCUCAGACUCCUCCAUUCCACACCUUCGAACUCACAAUCGUCACCUUAAAAGAUAGAGCGCACAAUCUGAUCAGCAUCCCAUAAAUUUUCUCUCUCUUUCUAUCACUGUUGGUUCCCACAAAACAAAAUAAAUUUGCAAAAAUAAUAACUUGAGCAUUCCUUUCCUGCCUGGUUGCUCCUUUCUGCUACUAAGUUCCGGACGCAGAUUGCAUGAUUUCAAAAGCAAAGAUCGAUUUUCCUCAACUCAGAGGCUUCCAGCUUUUCUUGCAUGUUCAUUUUGCCCGCAAUCGCGCAAGUUCUGGCAUUAAACACUGGUUGACGUGCCCGCUGCGCGGUGCUGGACUUGACAUACACUUAAAACCUUUCUUAGCGUGCACAGCUCGCUUCUGCUUAUUGGACAGCAUUCCAGAAAGAACUAUACUGGUGCUUCUCUCUUUGUAAUUUGAGGAUGGAGAAUUCAGCAGAUUGGGAGCUUGGGAAUCUGAUAAAUGAGCUAAUGCUAGGGAGGGAGUUGGCUAAGCAGCUUCAGGUUCGUAUCAAUGCCCCAUCUUCUUCACCCGAGAGUCGUGAAUUGUUGGUUCACAAGAUAAUCAACUCCUACGAGAAGGUGUUGAACAUGCUCAAAAGUAAUGCCGCUGUCAGAGUGGGAGAGAGGGAACAAAGUACAGGGACAACCAUCGCAAUGUCUGAAUCCCGCUCCCGCCAAAAUACAGGGUUGGCAAUUGGAAUGCCUGAUUCCCCAAGAUCCUUGAGCGCAAGUCCGCACAGUGAUGAUUCUGAUAGAGAAUUCAGGGAUCAGGACUCCAGAGACGUCACCAGGAAGAGGAAGACUAUGCCACGGUGGACAAAACACGUUCAAGUUUGUCCUGGGAUGGGACUUGAAGGGCCUCUAGAUGAUGGCUUCAGUUGGAGAAAGUAUGGGCAGAAAGAUAUUCUUGGAGCCAAACACCCAAGAGGUUACUACAGGUGCACUCACCGACACGUCCAAGGCUGUCUGGCUACAAAACAAGUUCAAAGAUCUGAUGAGGACCCAACAAUAUUCGAAGUUACAUACCGUGGAAGGCAUACAUGUAACCAGGGUUCUGAGCCAAAACCACCUUCAGCAGCAGCUGAAAAGCCUGAAACUAGCUCGCAAGGGAAACAUCGACAGGUGACCUCUCAACCGCAACAAAAUCAACAGGGAAUACUCUUGAGUUUCCAACGAGACCUAAAAGUUAACACCAAGGACCUAGACUCCCACAACCAACAUUUCCCUACAUUUGACUUCGCUCCAACAUCAACUACAAAGCCAGAAACUCAUCCUUUCUUGCCAUCUCUGACUGAUAACAACUUUGCAGGAGAUUUGUCUCCUCCAUUCAUGACUCCCCUAACAUCAGGGUCAGACUACUUCCCGGUUUCACCAACUCACAUAAGCAGUUAUGCAGAAAACCAAAACUCGUAUGCUUCGGAGUCAGAAUUUACAGGCUUGAUCUCAGCAGCAACUUCCACUACAAAUUCUCCCACUGUUGGCUCAGACUUCCCAUUCAGUCAGAUUGGCUUUGACACGAACUUUACAUUUGAUAAUUCAAGGUUCUUUUCCUAGUCGUCACAGUAAAUUUGAGAAGAAAACAAGAGUAGAAUCGUAUGAAAUUGUAAUUCCAGGUAGUGGACAAAGAAGGCUUUUAUAACAUCAUCAUGUGAAGACGUAGUCUGGUGGAAACCAGCUGAGUAACUGGCAUAGAAAGAAUAUUGUAAACUUAGAGUAUCUAGACAGAGGUUAGUGAAGAAACGGUAACAAUUUUGUUGGAUUCAUGACCCGAAGUCCUUUUGAUUUUCGUCUCAUGCAGUUGUCUGCACUCUGAUCAAACUCUGAAAUCAAUUAGAAUUCAGGUAAGAACUUUGUAUCUGA